This is a messenger RNA of Postia placenta MAD-698-R-SB12, 2091 nucleotides long. RefSeq lists its product as hypothetical. The record is from RefSeq and is a predicted model, not a curated record. Gene Ontology annotation, cellular component: peroxisome. The transcript has 14 exons. NCBI's taxonomy places the organism in Eukaryota, Fungi, Basidiomycota, Agaricomycetes, Polyporales, Adustoporiaceae. Gene Ontology annotation, biological process: lipid homeostasis; fatty acid beta-oxidation using acyl-CoA oxidase. The coding region runs from base 1 to 2007 and encodes 668 amino acids. Gene Ontology annotation, molecular function: acyl-CoA oxidase activity; FAD binding; fatty acid binding.
AUGUCGAAUAAUAUGACCGCGCAAGAGAUGACGGAGCGAGAUAUGGUAGCGGCGCGAAUGCAGACUAGUGUCCAGGUCGCCCGUGUCCGAGACUACUUAUAUGGCGGUUCCGAGGGGUGGAAGCUGCAUGAGAAGCUGGUGAAGGUCGUAUCCAGCGAUGCGAUCUUCGACAAGUCCAAAAGGCCUUUCAUGACCCGAAAGGAACGUUAUGAACGUGCAAUCAAUAUGACCAACAGAUUAUACGAACUGCAGGACAUCCAUAGCUGGUCCAAUGACGAGACCGCUGUCGCCCUUAACAUAAUAGACGAGGAAGUCCCUAUGCAUCUACAUUUCGCGACGUUCGAACCCGUCUUCAUGGAUCAGUGCGGGCCAGAGCUCCGCCACAAGUAUGGGGACUUAAUUAUGAACAGAGGGAUCCAAGGAUGUUACCUCCAGACCGAAUUAGGCCACGGGACGAAUGUGGGCUCUCUCGAGACAACUGCAAGAUAUCUGCCCGAGACGAAGGAGUUUGAAAUUCAUUCCCCUACUCUGACCAGCAGCAAAUGGUGGGUAGGCUCCCUGGGCAAGACGUCUACGCAUGGUGUCGUGCAGGCAAAGCUCAUCAUGCCAGAUGGCCGAGACAUGGGUCCGCAUCUCUUCUUUGUGCAGUUACGCUCUCUUGAAGAUCAUACACCAAUCCCAGGAAUCACUCUCGGGGACAUUGGCCCCAAGGCGAUGGGAGGAUAUUGCGGAGUCGAUAAUGGUUUCGCGCGAUUCGACCAAUUGCGGAUACCGCGAGAGAACAUGCUCUCAGAAUACUCGCGAGUGACAGAAGACGGGCAAUAUGUCAAGCCUGUGCACCCGAAGAUCAGCUAUGGCGGAGUAUGUUACAUUCAUUCAGAAUUGGAGAAAGGCGCCUGGGUCAUAGGCAAAGCCUCUACAGUGUCUAUACGCUAUUGUACUGUUCGCCGGCAGAGCAACCAGGAUAAUGACGGCCUAGAACAGCAAGUCAUCUCCUACCCCUCUGUUCAUUUUCGCCUCCUGCCCGUUCUCUCCCAUGCGUACGCUUUCAUCUUGAUUGGGAGAGAUCUAAAAAAGCGACUGUCGGUCUUCAGCGCCCGCUUGGCCACAGGUGACACCUCCACGGUGCAGGAAAUGCAUAUCGCCACCAGCAUGCUCAAGAUCCUCGUAGCAUCUAUGGGCGCGCAGGACAUCGAGACCGUUCGGCGUUCGAUGGGGGGACAUGGGUUCAGCGAGUUUGCGGCGCUGGGCAGAUAUUAUGCCGACUGGCUGCCUGUUGCAACGUACGAGGGUGACAAUUACGUGCUGGACAUUCAAGUCGUCCGUGCCGCCCUCAAGUGGUACCGUGCCCUCCAAGCAUCUGAACACCCGACUGCAUCUUCAUUGCCUCCAUCUUCAGCAUAUCUCCGUUUACUCCUGCCAGAGUUCAGUACUAUCACCGGAAGUACACCUGCUUGGCUCGAUCCGAUGGUUUCAAUCAACCUAUUAGAACGCCGAGCAGCCGUGAUGGUCGAGAAUCGCGCCUUGCACGAGAAAGACCCAGACGCAAGCAUGGACAAUCGUGUUUCCCGAGCAGCGGCGGAGGCAUAUUUCGCCACCAAGAUAGGUGCCUUGAUUGAGAAUUUGUCACGCUCUUUGCCGCCACAGGAGGUCGCCGUUGGUCUUCUCGCGCUGGUUGAAUCUGGAAUAGGCGACAUUCUCUCCUUCAGCCUGUUGCCGUCAGCAGAUGGAGAAGACGCCACCAGAGGUCUGCGGAUGGCCAUCAAGCAGAUAUGCGCAGAGCUACUCCCAGAGGCUAUUGGCCUGACGGAUGCUUUUGGCUUCACAGAUUGGGAGCUCGACAGCGCACUGGGCGUUUUUGACGGGAAUGUGUACGAACAUUUGUGGGCAAAGGCUCAAACCGAACCGCUCAAUGCGACUGAAGUCACAGAGGGCUACGAGGCUUCUAUCAAACCUAUGUUACAGCGCGGACAGCGUAUUGUGGCGUCGAGCAAGGCCAAGUUGUAGCCGGACCGCCGUGUUUGAGUCUCGAGAUCUGCUUUAUCUGCAUCUGUAUCAGUAUACACAUGAUUACGCGUGUAAUCUGUCCCU